AUGGGCUCCACGCCCGAUGAGAAGGUCAUGUACGAUGAUCGUAUCGAAGAUAUCGCACAGAAGACGCCCAGUAGCGGGGAAGAGGAGGAGGAGUUCACAGAGGAAGAACAGCGAAAGAUCAUUCGACGCAUUGAUCUUCGGCUUGUGACUAUGACCGGACUGGCAUACUGCAUUUCGUUGAUGGAUAGGACUAAUCUAAGCGCAGCAGCUAUUGCGGGAUUGAAAACAGAGUUGCAGCUCGGUGUCGGAAAUCGCUAUUCAAUUGUUGUGCUCAUGUUCUUUGUGCCUUACGUUCUCUUCCAACCACCCAUGACCGUUCUCAUUCGCAAGAUCGGACCAACUAUAUUCUUGGGCACAAUUGUCAUGACAUGGGCGGUUAUUAUGAUUGGGACGGGAUUUGUUAAAAAUUGGGGACAACUAGUCGGGCUACGCGUUCUACUCGGUGUCUUGGAGGCGGGUUAUUUUCCGGGUUGUGUCUACCUGCUUUCCUGCUGGUAUACCCGAUAUGACGUUCAAAAGCGAUUCUCGGUCUUUUAUCUCAUCGGCUGCGUUGCCUCCGCAUUGUCUGGUAUUCUGGCAUUUGGCCUGAUGCAAUUGUCAGGUACUCAUGGCCUGAGUGGAUGGCGCUGGAUUUUUAUCCUUGAGGGAGUGAUCACCGGGUUCAUCGGCAUGCUCUGCUUCGCCUUCUUAGUCGACUUCCCCGAUCGUGCCUCCAACUCCUGGAGAUUCCUCAACAAGAAGGAGAGCGACUGGGUCGUCCGCCGGAUCAACAAUGAUCGCAAGGACGGCAAUCUCGAGGCAUUCUCCUUGAAGAAGUUCCUCAAGCCAGGACUCGAUCCUAAGAUUUGGGGCUUCGCUCUGAUCUUCUUCUGCCUGACUACCGUUACCUACGCAAUCGCUUAUUUCCUGCCGAUCAUCCUGAUGGAAGGUAUGAAGUUCGACGUUGGCCGAGCACAAUGCCUCGUGGCACCACCAUACGUUUUCGCCGGUAUGGUCAUGUACAGCACAGCCUGGAUCGGCGACAAAUACAAAGUUCGCGCCCCAAUUCUCAUCGGAAACUGCCUGCUCUGCAUCAUCGGACUACCCAUGAUGGGAUUCGCCAAGGGAAACGCGGUGCGUUACGCAGGUGUCUUUUUCACGGUCGCAGGAGCAAAUGCGAAUAUCCCAGCCUGUAUGGCAUAUCAGGCGAACAAUGUGCGUGGUCAGUGGACUCGCGCAUUCAGCAGUGCGACGCUGGUUGGAUUUGGCGGUAUUGGUGGAAUUGCCAGUAGUUUGGUUUUUCGCGAUCAGGAUGCGCCGGAGUACCGGCCAGGCAUGUACGCUGCAAUUGCGUGCAAUAUUACGAUCAUUGUGGUGGUGUGCUGUCUGAGUGUGUGGUUCUGGUUCUGCAACAAGCAGGCGGAGAAGGGCGAACGCGAGAUCGAGGGGGAGCCCACUUUCCGGUAUACCAUUUAG
Molecule: messenger RNA, 1455 nt
Organism: Penicillium manginii
Lineage: Eukaryota; Fungi; Ascomycota; Eurotiomycetes; Eurotiales; Aspergillaceae
Product: putative phthalate transporter
Exons: 8
Coding region: 1-1455 (484 amino acids)
Biological process (GO): transmembrane transport
Cellular component (GO): membrane
Molecular function (GO): transmembrane transporter activity
Source: RefSeq, a predicted model, not a curated record